GGGGAAAGCGAGAGGAUGGAUGAGGUGGUAUAUGACUACUUACAAGAAGCCUUUGCCUUCAUUUACGUCAUCAACAGUUCAAAUGCUGGGGGAAUUCAGACAGACAGGCUCGGAAGGCUGAUGGCCGUAGUUAACUCUAAAGGUCAAGAACAGUUUGAUGCAAAACACCAGAAAGGUGCUGCUGCUCGUGCAUUCUCCCCUCAGGCUGCCAUUUUUGUCUGCAACAAGUGGGACCAAGUGCCCCAACAAGAAAAGGAAGCAGUUCAAAAAGAGCAGCUACGUGUCCUGAAACGUUACUGGCCAGGUUGCACAGAGGAUCAGGUCUUCCAGUUGAGCACUUUGACUGCUGCAAAGGCCCUACAUCAUGACAUAAUGAUGGAUGACUUUCGUCUACUGCUUGAGGGCAUUGAGCAGCUCAUUCCUGCAACACUCCAGAACAAGUUGCAAGUGCACUACUGUUGGCUUGAACAGUUCUUGAGCAGGAUCCUCUACAAGGCAAGGGCUCUAGAAGCAAAUGUAGCCAGUGGAAAAAUCAAGGAAAGGCAAUUGCUUGAGAGAGAAAAGAGGCUAAAGUAUGCAAAGUCAACAGGAUCAACAAUCAUCCAGGACAUGAAAAAGAAAGUAGAAGAAAAAAUAAAACAGGGAACAAAGGAGCUUGGAAAGCUGCUUGGGGAUCCAAAGACCAAAGAAAAGGUUACUUCCUGGUCAUUGGCUGAUGUUCCUUUGGGAGCUAACUACUACCAGCUGGACAGAAUGGUGCAACAUGAGGUGCUUGUCCGCCUGGAACAUCUCAUCAUGGACUGGGAAGAGGAAACUGGCUUUUUCAAAGCCACAAAGUCGGAGUUGGAGGACAUGUUUCAUCAAGCUCUUGUGAAGUUAGAAAACGCCAUAGACAGUGCUGAGACCAAUGUGGCUGAUGACAAAACAGAAGAUGAAGUGUCAAAUGAUAACAGUGCAAUGCAUGAUGUGAGAGCAAGAGAUGUUCGUCUCUUCAUCGCACAGAAGGCAACAGGGGUAAUGUCCUCACUUUGGGUUCCCCUGGUAUUCCUCAAAGUUCUCCUUCAGGGACCUGCCCUAAGGUUUGUAGAGAUCAUCAGUAUGAGGGAAAACUUCAAGAUAGCUGGCAAGACCACAGACCAAAAAGAUCCAAAACAUCAGUUGGCAUACCUGCAGAGGACAAGUGAGAAAGUCCUUGAGAGAUUCAAAGACAACAGCCAGCUGAGGAAGUAUGUUACAACACAGAUGAAGCAAGCACAGCACGUCAUAGAGAGCUGUGAAAGGACAGUCAAUGAAAUCAUUGAAUCCAACAGACAGAUGGUUCUCCAACUACGACAAGAUGACAGGACAAGUGAUGAAGUGAAGAGGGCCCUUGGUCAGUUCAAAGCGGCGAUCAGUCAUAUCCACGAAGACCUAUGCAUGUUUGGCGCGGAACAUAUGAGACCAUUCGACUAUGAUGCUGCACAGAUCUCAAUAGAUGAGCAUCCCCCAAUUGUCAGUUCAUACUUCAGCAACAUCUACAAGGGCAAAUUGAACACAAAAAAGGUCAAUGCCAAGGUAACAGUAAAGAGCUAUGUGGGAACAUCAGAAUGGAGCGUACGUUAUAUGAUCUCAGAGGAGAAGUGCCUUAGGGGACUACAGAAGUCACACAUCAUUUCAUUCAUGGGUACUUCAAGAGCCAAACAUAAUGGUAUCCCCAUGCUUAUCCUAGAAGACAUGCGUCAACCAAUCAGGAAGAGAUUUACCAGCUGCAAAGCCCACCUCCCCAACCCAGUGGUACAGAGGUACCUGAUAGAUAUAGCUGAGGGUCUCAAGUACCUACACAAGAGGGGAAUGGUCCAUCUCAUCCUGUCUCUAGACACAGUCGUGGAAGCAGCUGAUAGGAAAAUCAAGCUGACAAGUGCCUGCACACCAAGGUGUUUGAAGGAACCAGAGGACACUGAUGACCUGCCAAAGGAGUACAUGUACCUGUCCCCCAAGGUGCUACAAGGUGCAGUGUAUGACCAAGCAGCAGACAUGUACAGCUUAGGCUUGAUGAUGUGGGAAAUGUGGAAUCAUAAGUCUAUCAGUCUUCCAUCUACUUAUACUAGCAUAACAUUAGAUCUGCUCAAAACAGGUGUGGUAAAACAAAACCUUCCUUCUCCAAGUAUGCCUGCUCCAGCAGAAAAUUGGGGGCACUUGAUGCAUUCCUGCCUAGACUCUUCCAUUAAGAUUGAAUCUUACACAUACUGGCUUCGUGCACCAAAGAAACAGGGGCCUUUGGAGACUGAAGUUUAAUCCGUACAACCAAUAUGAAAUUUAACUGGAAGUUAUUAGACUGAAUUUCUUCUAUGGCAUAUGACAGAGGUACAGCUCUGUACUCUAUUAUGAUGCACUAAAAAUGAAACUUAAGUUUACACAUAGCCCAUUAUUAAGCACCUUUAUUAUCU
This is a messenger RNA of Branchiostoma belcheri (Belcher's lancelet), 2426 nucleotides long. RefSeq lists its product as uncharacterized. NCBI's taxonomy places the organism in Eukaryota, Metazoa, Chordata, Leptocardii, Amphioxiformes, Branchiostomatidae. Gene Ontology annotation, molecular function: ATP binding; protein kinase activity. Bases 16 to 2274 code for a protein of 752 amino acids. The record is from RefSeq and is a predicted model, not a curated record. Gene Ontology annotation, biological process: protein phosphorylation. The transcript has 5 exons.